Cydia pomonella (codling moth) is the source of this 2552-nucleotide messenger RNA. RefSeq lists its product as uncharacterized. The record is from RefSeq and is a predicted model, not a curated record. NCBI's taxonomy places the organism in Eukaryota, Metazoa, Arthropoda, Insecta, Lepidoptera, Tortricidae. Bases 1985 to 2539 code for a protein of 184 amino acids. The transcript is spliced from 4 exons.
UUGUUCUGCACAUGCUUGGUUUAAUCAGUUAAUAAUAUUGACAUCAUAAUUAUUUACAAAUGACUUAAAAGAUUUGAGAGCCGCACUCUGUAUAUAGCUCUAAAAUGGUAUAAGAAAGUAUUUAAUUUCAGUAGUAUAUUGAUAUAAAUACUACCACAAUGGUAUGUUUUUAACAUUGGCAACAUGUGCGAGUGAGACGCGCCCCACUUUUGCUAUCUCAAGUGGACCGUUUUCUCUGGUCUGGGAAGAACACCUUUCUGCCUCCGUGAUAAGGUUCAAUUUACUAUAACAAAAAAAGUUAGAGUGUGCUCCACUUUAUAUCUCCAUGAUCACAGCGGAAUCGAAAUAAACGUCAAUAUUGACAUGUCGUUUAGUUAUAGAUCUUUUAAAGAUCUUAAACGUGUCUUUAUCAUUCUUCGAAUCGGGCCGAAAGUUAAAUUUGCAAAGGCACUCCCUUAAAGAGUAGGUUGUGUCCUAUACAAAACUUAAUGAACUGUUUACACUUAAGGAGUAUUUGGGUCAUUCCUGUUCCUACUUAAUUGAAUUAUUGAACACCGUUAUCUUGAUAAAAAACCCUACUAAUAAUUCGAAAUCCUUAUCUUUCUACGUCACAGCUUAUCGUUGUAGAAGGAGAGCUAGCUGCAAAAAAUUCAGCUCAUUUUAUAACGAUUACAUUUAUUAUGGUUAAUUUCUGGACUACCAUAUUCUGGUUGCUGAAGUCAGCGGUUAGGAAGCCCCUCCCUUCCUCCUUUGAUGUGUAGAAAAUUCAAUUCGAGAAAAGGAUGGUACGGCCUAGAUGCUUUUUUGCUCGACUUGGUGGGGGCACUGCCGAUAAAUUAGAUUUCAGAUUAGGUACGGUUUUUUUGUGUAAGUUUGUAAUAAAUACUACUAACUAGAACUAAUCCUGACUGUCAUGAUGAAAUUGAUGAUUACACACAGAUGACCCAAAAAUACGUUGACAAAGUUUUUUUUUAAUGUGCAUAUUGUUAAUACAUAAUUUUACACAGCCAAAGGAGAACAUUUUAAAGAUAAAACAUGUAUGUUGACGGCACCAAUCAUGGGACAGUUAAAGAUAAAACAUGUAUGUUGACGGCACCAAUCAUGGGACAGUUAAAGAUAAAACAUGUAUGUUGACGGCACCAAUCAUGGGACACUUAAAAGAUAAAACCUGUAUGUUGACGGCACCAAUCAUGGGACAGUUAAAAGACAAUUUGGAGUAUUUUUGAUAUUUCACCGACAUCUGUAUAAUUUCUAAAGCUUUAUGCUUUAAAAGUUGAAUGUCCAAUUCAUCCUUUAUGUUUUCUAUGUAAUAAAAAAAUAUAUGAAUAAUGAAUGAAAGCUACUGCAAUUGGUUUCAAUAGUAUUAACCAAUUAAAACUGUGGUUUUUUACCCCAGUCAUGGGAUGUAUGGUGCCAUUAAUUUUCAAACUAACAAAUAUCAAUGAAAAAUUAAACUUAAGCAGCUCUUUGGCUCUUGUUUAUGGUAAAAUGUUGCCAGCGAUUAAAAACUGACGGUAAAAACUUGUUUUACAGAAUUUGUCCAUACCAUCCCAUGCCUGUUCCAUUAUGAGUUGUUUCCUAUAAGUUAUUUCAGUCAAAUGAUUUGAAUUUUUAAUGACAUUUUAUAAAAGACGUGUAAGUAAGAAAAAUAUCGGUAAAAUAAAUUGCCAAGAAUAUUCUUGGGCCCACCUGUACAUGGUUCGGAAGUAUACUAAAACUAGAACAAAACAAUUAAAAUUUGACUGCCGGCUCUCAGUCUACUGCGAAUCAUGGCCAAAGAUAUCACCUCGGCUACACAUACACACCUAUGUAACACCUAUAGUUCUGCGUAACCAUUUGUUUACAUUCAGCUUUAGUGAGUUUGUCUGUUAUUGCUAGCGUAGCGAACUGCAUCCCUGUUCUCUUAGACACUGUAUUUACCAUAAAUCUGUUGACUUCAAUGUGAAAUAGUGAAGUAACGAGUGAGGCGGUGCAAUAAGACGCGAUGGGAGUGCCGAUGUUGAAGAACUGUUGCUUUUGCGCGAGUUUACACACAGGAAUGCUCAUUAUAGCGUAUUUGUAUUCAAUAUGGGCUCUAGUAGAGCUGAUAGGGUACUGUCUAAUAGUGACGUUUCGUCCGCUGGAGUCGGUUCGCGGCGACGGCGGGCUGUCCAUGAGCAAGUACGUCACGUUCGUGGUGUCGGCGGGCGUGACGGGAGUGCAUCUGCUGUGCUCGCUGCUGCUUAUACUGGCGGCAUACAAGAAGCUGUCAUACCUCACGCUGCCAUGGACGAUAGUGACCGGUCUCCUGACGGCGAUGUACUUCGUGCUGUGUCUGACCGGCAUCAGCCUCGUGCUGCAGGACUCGGGAGAGCAGCUAGGGAUGGAGGCCGUCUUCAUCUGCGUGCAAUUCGUCAGGAUCUGCAUCUCCGUGUACUGCAUCAUGGUGGUGCACAGCCGCCACAAGCAGAUCAUGGCGGAGGAGGACGAGCACCGCUUCCUACAAUCAGGAAGAAUCAACAAGGGGAAGAACGAAGACUAUCCUCUCAUACGAAUAUAGAACUGCUACCUUA